Pseudopodoces humilis (Tibetan ground-tit) is the source of this 1473-nucleotide messenger RNA. Lineage: Eukaryota; Metazoa; Chordata; Aves; Passeriformes; Paridae. The record is from RefSeq and is a predicted model, not a curated record.
AUGCGCCACAGCUGCCCCGGCCGGCGGGGCGGCGGCAGUGCGCGUGCGCUGGGGGUGCUGUGGGAGAGGCUGGCACAGACCGGCAAGUCUGCUGUAGUGGGGGCCCUUAAACUUGUGAACUUGACAUAUGUUCUGAAGGAAACUCAUCAAAGGGAGUGGUUUCUAUUGCACGAGGUUGCAGCUCAGCCAAUUCCACAAGUAUUUGAAAUCACUUUAGCAUCUUAUGAAUAAACAUGGGAAUACAAAACAUGCAAUGAAACAGCAUUAACUUUGUCAGCAAAAACUGGCUUUGUGGAAAAUGUGCAGAUAAUCCUGGAAAAGGGUGUUUAUCCCAAUACCAUAAAUUAAGGAGAAACACCACUUUUUGUUGCUAACUUCUCUCUCUGGAAGUACAUAAAACAGUGGUCAGCAAUGCAAGAAGCCACAAAACAAACAUGCAAAGACAUUGUUGAUGUUCUGUAUGGAAAUGUGAACAAUAAGGAAAAAUGUUGAGUAACACCAUUAGGGGUUACAGCUGAAUGUGGUAUUCACAUUCACACAUUCCAUUCACACUGUGGUGUGCUGGAGUAUCUUAAUCAUAAUGAUGAUGGAGAUACCAAAGCCUUAGCAGAUGAUCAUGCAUCAGUAUUGUUUCAAGCAGCUGGAGGAUGUAGUCUAGACUGCAUGGCUCUGCUUUUGAAAUAUGGAGGAGGUGGCAAUGUGCCUGCUGAAGCAGGACUGCUUCCCAUGCACAAAGUGGCUUGUGAGGGGUAUUACCUGGGCAGGAAGUAUCUCAUUGCAGCCACAUCCUAAACUUUAAUCCAGGAAAGUGGGUUAAGCACUGUUCACUCCACUGUAGAUGGCCAGAACCAGCGUCUAGAGCUUGUCAUUGGAAAUGGUUUGGAUGUCAACACUCUCUCAUCUAAAGAGGUAACUUCAAAUACUUAUGAUGGCAGAAGAAAAACUGCAUUUUAUUGUGCUGUUUCUAACAAUGAGAUUCUUUGCACCAAAAUAUUGCUCAAAGCAGGAGCAAAUCCAAGCAAGGAUCCUUUUUACUGUGUUCUCAUGGCAGUGAGAGCUGACAGCCAUGGAAUUGUAAAGCUACUCCUAUCUUGUGGAGCAGAUGUCAUGAUAAUUUUGUUGCUUAAUGAUACGCAUUUCCUCAGUGCAUAUUCUUUGAAUGGUGACAUAAUGCUGAGGCUGUUGUUCAAUCAUGGAUAUAAUGAGGAGAUGUGUUUGGACUUUAUGUGUCAGGGUGUCUUUGGAAAUUCUUUUGUGUGGCCAGCUCCAGAGCAUGAGCCUAUUCCCAGUUGGACUACUUCUUCAAUAAAGGAUAAACUAUUCUGUGAGUUUAUUGCUAUUCUGUGAUUGAGACAUUUAGCUGGAAAAGUGGCUUUUGUUUUUAUAGAUUGCAUGGAUUAUGUUCCUCUAAGCACAAGAAUUCAGUUUUUCACAGAAAUACAAGAAUGAUCAGAGAUACGGCAGACUGGGUAA